This is a messenger RNA of Penicillium mononematosum, 1407 nucleotides long. RefSeq names its product T6SS phospholipase effector Tle1-like catalytic domain-containing protein. Bases 1 to 1407 code for a protein of 468 amino acids. The record is from RefSeq and is a predicted model, not a curated record. The transcript has 6 exons. Lineage: Eukaryota; Fungi; Ascomycota; Eurotiomycetes; Eurotiales; Aspergillaceae.
AUGACGCAACAAAUGCCCAAGCUAGCAAGCUACAAGCGCAUAAUACUUUGCGCCGAUGGGACGUGGCUAGCGUCUGACCAGGGCAACAAGUCCGCGCCUUCGAAUGUUGCGAAGAUUGCUCGAGCGAUUGCGACUAGUGGCGCCGAUGCCGAUAGCAAUAUUGUAAAGCAGAUCGUGUCGUACCAUUCCGGCCUAAGGAAAACCAUAUAUGGCGCCAUCGGCUGGGGUUUAGACGUCGAAGUGUGCAAGAUCUAUGAUUUCAUAUCUAAUAACUAUGAGCCCGGGGACGAGUUGUUCUUCUUCGGAUUUUCGCGCGGAGCAUUCACAGUGCGCUCAGUCGCUGGCCUGGUAAGUGAUGUUGGUGUCCUCUCAGCAGUGCACAUGCCGCACUUCGCGGAGAUGUGGAAGGCCUACCGUGAGAAUACGGACGGGGAGCCCUUCAUGAAGACACCGUGGUAUCAGCAGAACAAGGACAAGCUGCGCUUGACGGAUGGUAUUAGGAUUAAAGUUGUUGGGGUCUGGGAUACUAUUGGUGCUCUGGGAAUCCCUGAAUGGCCGUUGGUGCGAUUAGCCACAAAACUUGGCAUCGCACUAAACAAACAGUACGCAUUUCACAACGCGAACCUAUCAAAAAAUCUGGACUAUGCCUUCCAAGCCCUUGCUAUUGACGAGAGACGACAAGCCUACCUUCCGACCCUUUGGCACAAGACUUCUGACGCCCCGGCCAAGGAUCUACAACAAUGUUGGUUCCCGGGCGUUCAUAGAAACAUCGGUGGCAAGGCAGAAGAUUCACGUACCGCUGGUGACCAUGGGGAGAUCGGCGACAUCGCAUUUGCGUGGAUGGUGGACAAUCUCUCCGGCAUGCUGACCUUUGAAGAGCCCGCGAUCAAAAUGCUCCUCGAGCAGCACCAAGACGCGAUAGCCGAGAACAACACCAAGAACAACACCACGAACUGCUGGGGCUGUGGGCCUAUCGUUUCCAAUUUCUCCGGGCUGAAAGGCGCGUUCUUCCGUAUACUUGGCAAGCAAGACCGCACGCCGGGCAACUACCAGCGGGCCCCCGGUGACGGAAGUGAUCGCGCCACGAACGAGUCUUUCCAUCCGAUUGUCCGGAUACGGAAGAGCAAACUCUCUAACUACAACCCAAUGUCGCUUUACGGGUAUUCCGCCGAGAAGUCUGAUAAUGAUGCCGGCUGGAUGUGGAACAAAAAGGAAAGACAGGCGGUGCCCGAGUAUGUGAUGCGCCCGGAAAAGAAUAUGAGUGUGCUGCACGAGGGAGAGUAUAAAACUACGAGUACUAGCUUGUCAAGGUUGAUGUGUCCCAAAGUCCUUCUGGAAGAUCUUGAUAGGGAUAAUGGUGUGCCACCAGAGAGUGAUCACGGGUCAGGACUAUUGCGUUUCAGAUGA